UUAACCGGGGAUGACGAGGGCAGAGUGAGCGGGUAGUACACUGUACUCUGAUGUCGGUGGCAGAUGCUAGUGGUACAGAAGGACGACGGAGUCCGAGUCCGACGCUGCAACAACGCUUGCUGAAAUUGCUAUCACUUUACAAUUAUCAUCUGAAGAAAAACCCAGUUGUCACCAAAUCAGUGACGAAUGCUCUUCUAACGGGACUUGGCAACUUUGCAGCACAAAAGAUUCGCGGGCCAACGGUACAAUGGAGGAGCGUGGCUGCUUUUUCAACGUUUGGGCUCGUGUUUUCUGGUCCUUUAUUUCAUCAUUUCUAUCUACAAUUGAAUAAGGCGUUUCCUCCUAAGUCGCAACAAGCUGUCGUAAAGAAGAUUUUUGUUGAUCGUGUCGUGUUCGGUCCACCAUUCUUUGUCUUGUUCUUCUACGUCAUUGCAUUGCUGGAGGGAAGAGGUUUCGCUGCCGCAUGGCAGUCGGUUAAGGAUCUGUUGUGGCCUGCUUUGAAAAUGAGUUGGAAGGUGUGGACAGUUGUGCAGGCGAUCAACCUGAAGUACGUUCCUGUGGAGUACCAGGUCUUGUUUACCAGUCUAGUUUCAUUCUUAUGGACAAUUUAUGUGGCACUGCUGCGUUGAUAGCUCGUGUUGAUUCAUUUGGGCUGCUUAACAGUAAGAACUUAACCUUUUGGUUGCAGUAUGGUGUAUACCUGGAAAUCAGCAAGACGUUGCCUGAUAACCUGUACUACUAUUAUGCACCUUACAAAACUUGGAUAAUAGUUUUGUUGCGGAUAAUAGUUUUGUUGGUGACCACAAGAGUCUCUUAAUCAAAUGCAGGUUGC
This is a messenger RNA of Corticium candelabrum, 832 nucleotides long. RefSeq names its product peroxisomal membrane protein 2-like. Lineage: Eukaryota; Metazoa; Porifera; Homoscleromorpha; Homosclerophorida; Plakinidae. The coding region runs from base 51 to 629 and encodes 192 amino acids. The record is from RefSeq and is a predicted model, not a curated record. Gene Ontology annotation, cellular component: membrane; cytoplasm. The transcript is spliced from 5 exons.